Messenger RNA from Choloepus didactylus (southern two-toed sloth), 1586 nucleotides. It is a transcript of the gene DNAJC5G, whose product is annotated as DnaJ heat shock protein family (Hsp40) member C5 gamma. The record is from RefSeq and is a predicted model, not a curated record. NCBI's taxonomy places the organism in Eukaryota, Metazoa, Chordata, Mammalia, Pilosa, Megalonychidae.
GGGGUCCCGCCCCGGAGACAGAGAGUGUGUGUGGCCUCCCCGGCCGAGAGCGGCUCCCAGAUCAUGUCUCAUUUGGACGAAGCAGCCCGCCGGCUGUCCAAAAGUGGAACCAGCCUCUAUGCAGUGCUGGAGCUUAAGAAGGGUGCCUUGCCCGAAGAUGUCAAAAAGUCCUACAGUCAUUUCCCACCCCUUUCCCACCCUCCUUACGGAUAUUGCCCGGCUAGGAAACUGGCCUUGAAGUAUCAUCCAGACAAGAACCCAGGGGAUCUUCAGGCUGCAGAAAUAUUCAAAGAGAUCAACACAGCUCAUGCCAUACUGAGUGACCCAAAGAAGCGGAAAAUCUAUGACCAGCAUGGCUCGUUGGGAAUAUAUGUGUAUGAUCACUUCGGCGAAGAUGGCGUCAGAUACUAUUUUAUGUUGAAUAGUUGUUGGUUCAAGACACUUGUUCUCCUGUGUGCACUCCUCACAUGUUGCUGCUUCUGCUGCUGCUGCUGCUUCUGCUGUGGAGCACUGAAGCCACCACCUGAGGAAACUGCGAGGAAAAAUUACCAACAGAAUGUCCGGCAACAGCCCACGAGGGCAGGUGCUGACCCAGUGGGGAUGCCUUCUGCCCGGUUCACUGUACACAUUGAAGAGAGGAGCAUGUAGCCCCUGUCCUGACACUGACCCUGAUUUCACCUCUCUUCUUGUGUAAGAACCCCAAUUUCAGAAGCUUUAAUGACAUCCAUCCCAGUGAGGACACUGUCCUGCCCUGACAGUGAUGCCAACCCUGGCCAGACAGUGCCACCCAGCUACUCUUCUCUUUGGCUCCAGCCCCAAUUUUAACCUGUCAGAGAGCAGCCCUCCCAUCCCUGCCAUUAUGAGGUCUCCAGCAGUGGUGACAGACUGCUUCCAAGGAUCCUUUUUCCUGUGCCCUCCUUGGGGUUUGAACCAGUGUCAGCUGGUAGGGUCCCUGAGCCAUUUGUGAUAGCUCCACCAAGACCCUGGAGACUAAGCAGGGUGUUCAGGGUCCCUGGAGCUGCUGCAUCAGCUAACGCUCCCUUCUUGAAACUCUGUGUAACAAGACCUUCUAGUGCCGGUCUCUUUCCUCAGCCCCUCUGCCUUCCCGGGGCUGCCCCCAUCUUCACCUGAUGCCCACACCCCUGGCAUCAUCAGCUGUGCUCUCUUGAAGCAACUCGGGAGAAGGAUGAGUGGCUUUGAGGCAUAGGGGUCACCAUCCCACCUUCGGAGCCUCCCUGGACCUCAGCCACCAGCGUGGCACCUGUUUGCAUCGGCCCAGGGUUGAGUGAACUUCACCUGUCAGGCAGUGGCUGCUUGCCUCCAUCCUUUCUACCAUACCUCGUGCAGGCUGGUCGCCAUAUAUUUUGUUCUUAAAGCGAGGGCAUGAGGCAGGUGGCAGGGAAAGGCUGGGACAUUUGCAGACUCUCUCCUCACCCCUGCUUCCUUAUUCUGCCCAUUUGGUAUCCCUUCCACACCAUUUAUUCCCAUCCCCCCAGGGCCAGAGCCUAGUAACUACUCAAACUUCUCUCCCCUGACUGGGAGAAGGGCUAAGAAACAUGUCAGUAAAUAAAAGAACUUUUGUCCAA